CGGCGCGGCCGGCGGAAGCGGCGGCCCGCCAUGGGGCGGCCGUGGGGCCGGUGGCUGCUGCCGCUCGGGCUUCUGCAGCUGCUGGGCGGCCCCGCGGCCGCUGCGUGCCCCUGCCGGGACCCACGGCUCUGCCGCCCUGUCACGGGCACCGGCGGCUUCGAGGUCUUCGUGUUUGAUGUAGGAAAGGAAACCUGGAAAUCCUACAACUGGUCAAAAAUUACAACGGUGGCAGCUUUCGGAAAGUACGAUCCUGAGCUCAUGUGUCAUGCUCAUUCUAAAGGCUCCCAGAUAGUGCUGAAAGGUGAUGUACCUCUUAAGGAAAUUGUUGAUCCUGCUAAAAGAGCAGCAUGGAUAUCCCAACAGGUGGACCUUGCAAAAAAACAGUAUAUGGAUGGAAUUAACCUAGAUAUAGAGCAAGAAGUUAAUGAAACCUCCCCUGAGUAUUAUGCAUUAACAGAACUUGUUAAAGAAACUACAGAUGCUUUUCACAGAGAAAUACCAGGAUCACAGGUAACAUUUGAUGUGGCUUGGUCUCCAGCAUGCAUAGAUAAAAGGUGCUACAAUUACACUGGGAUUGCAGAUGCUUGUGACUUCUUAUUUGUGAUGUCAUAUGAUGAACAGAGCCAGAUCUGGACAGACUGUAUUGCAAAAGCCAAUGCUCCUUACCUGCAGACUUUAGUUGGCUAUGAAGAGUACAUUGCUAUGGGCAUUGAUCCUAAGAAGCUUGUGAUGGGCGUCCCUUGGUAUGGCUAUGACUAUGUCUGCCAAAACCUAUCUAAGGAUCAUAUUUGUUCCCUUUCCAAAGUACCUUUCCGUGGGGCUCCUUGCAGUGAUGCUGCAGGGAAUCAGAUCCCCUACAGAGCCAUCAUGAAGCAGGUGAACAGUUCUCUUUCAGGAGUGCUGUGGGAUGAGGUACAGAAGUCUCCAUUUUAUGAAUACAAAGAUUCUCUUGGUCACUUCCACCAAGUAUGGUAUGAUGACCCUCGCAGCAUCUCUCUAAAAGCAGCGUAUGUGAAGAAUCGAGGCUUAAGGGGCAUUGGCAUGUGGAAUGGAAAUAGUCUUGACUAUUCCAGGGAAGCUCUGGCAGAGCAACAAACUGAAGCAAUGUGGCAAGCCCUGACACCGUUGAUAUUUUCCAAGAGCUAGUUGCCUGCCUUUGUUUCUGAAGACACAAUUCUGAAAUACAGGAUCUAGGAUUCAAUCCUGAAUUGAGCAAAAGUGGUUGUAGCUUUAAUAAUUUUUUUGUUUCUUAAAUCCUGUCUUUAAGAAAAUAAAUUGGAUAAUGGGUAGACUCAAGACAUUUGGAAGUUAGUCCUUUUGAGAGUUGCGUAGUUUUCUUAUUGUAGUACUGACUUCCUAUGUGUGUUUCAUAUCCAGUAAUAAAUACAGCCUUAGCUUUUUAGCUGACAUUAAUUCCUAGCAUGUUAUUGUUCCGUUUAAUGUAGUAACAUCUGGUACUGCAAAGAGGCAAACAGUAAAGCUAGAAAAAAAUUGCUAUCAAGAAGAGGUUUCCAAUUACUCUUUCAGAGAAUUGUCAUCUAAGCACAUGCGUGAGCUUGAAUUUAAAGAAAAACAGAGUAUGCAAUAAUGUAAGUAGGACCAGGAUCAUCACUAUGGCUUGUCCAGGACAAAGCUUUCCUCUUCCACUAACUACAGAAGAACAUUAAUGUCCAUGUGGCUUUCCUAAUAAGAGAGGGAACAAAAAUGGCUAGAUAUGAAAUAAGGUGAGAUAGUAUCUGAGAUUUUAUUCAUACUUCAUAAUAAUAUGGUAAUAAUACAUUGGUAAUUUCUAGAUAGGCAUUCUUCUAAUGACAAAAAUAUACUUCAAUAAAUAGCUAAAUAAAAGAUUACUGUUGUUGUAGUUGUAUUUUAAUCACUUACCAAAAAUUCAAUGUGCGUGCCUGAAAAUAAGAACAGGGGGUUACAGAUUAUAGGUUUAUUUGCUUAGUAAGUAUUUUGUUAGUGAAAGAACAUCAGCAUACCACUGUGAUGUUACACAGUUAACUAACUUGCACUUAUUUUAAAAUAACUUAGAUUUGUUUUAGACAGGUUACUAGG
Messenger RNA from Tyto alba (common barn owl), 2058 nucleotides. It is a transcript of the gene CTBS, whose product is annotated as chitobiase. NCBI's taxonomy places the organism in Eukaryota, Metazoa, Chordata, Aves, Strigiformes, Tytonidae. The coding region runs from base 31 to 1146 and encodes 371 amino acids. Gene Ontology annotation, molecular function: chitinase activity; chitin binding. Gene Ontology annotation, cellular component: extracellular region. Gene Ontology annotation, biological process: carbohydrate metabolic process; chitin catabolic process. The record is from RefSeq and is a predicted model, not a curated record. The transcript is spliced from 8 exons.